CAAACGUGAUUGUGCGUAAAACUGGUGCCGUUCCGCGUUCCCUGAAAACAAGAUAAUUUUUAAUUUGGCUGAUACUAGUUGAAACACUACUAACUAUUUCGAAAGGUUCCUAUAAGAACUCUCUGUUAGCCAAGGUAGCAUAAAGCCGUUCAUCAUGGGGAAAAUGUCGAAACGUAGUGCCCAGUCGGAUCUCAACCACGACAAUUGGAACGAGGAAGAGGAACCGGAGGAGGCCGGAAAGUUCGCCCUAGCAACGGAGGACGAACUCAAAAAACGAGUCAUUAAAACAGCUCGCCGGCGUGUAGCCGGAGCAGAUUCCGGUGCCGGUUCCGGCAGUGGAUCAGUUUUCAGUGGCUUCAAGGGAUUUGCCGCUGCAACGUCCACCCCGGCAGCAACAACGGUAGCGAAGCCAGCUGACGGAGCUAGUCCGUUUUCAUUUCUGAGCAACAUCACUAAACCGACGAAUGGAACUGCCACUGCGACGGCAGCAUCUCCGGGGGCAAGUUCGAUUGCAAGCGCGACGACCUCCGCACUUGGUGCCAGUAUUUUUGCAUCCACCGAUCCGAAUAAGAAGAUUUUCUCCGGGUUCGGAAGCCCUCCGAAGACGCUAUUGGGCAGCGGCGGUGCGAACGAGAAGAAGGAGACAGGAGAUGCAAAAACGGAUGAAUAUGCGGCCAGUAUCAAAGCGUUGAACCAAUCGGUUGCGGAUUGGAUUUCGGACAAGGUGAAGGAAAAUCCACUCUGCAAGUUGACGCCGAUUUUCAAGGAUUACGAGAAGUAUUUGGGCGAAAUUGAGGCCAAGAAGGAUAAGGUGGAAAGCAAGGAACCUGCCAAAACAACCCCGACUUCGGUUAAGAGUGGAUUUACUUUUGGAAGUGUGUCCCCCGCCGCACCUGCGGCUACGACAGCUCCAGCAAAGACAUUCAGCUUCGGAAUCAGUACUUCGCCGGCCACGACACCCAGCACCGGUUUCACAUUCGCCAAUGUGGUGAAGCCUGUCGAGGAGAAGAAAUCCGACAACAAGGAAGACGCCGAUGCGGACGAGGAUGAACCACCGAAGGUCGAAUUCACCCCGGUCGAAGAGAAGGACAGCCUCUACUCGAAGCGGUGCAAGUUGUUCGUCAAGGUAGAGGGAAACUUCAGCGACCGUGGCGUCGGAACCGUGCACAUCAAGAAGGUGGACUCCAAGGUGCAGGUGCUGGUCCGAGCGGAUACCAGCCUGGGUAAUAUUCUGCUCAAUAUCAUCCUGAACGAGUCCGUCCCACUGCAGCGGAUGGGCAAAAACAAUGUGAUGAUGAUAUGCUUGCCAACGCCAGACUCAAAACCGCCGCCAACAUCGGUGCUUCUACGAGUUAAGACGGCCACAGAAGCCGACGAGCUUUUCGAGACGUUGAACAAGUACAAACCCAAGUAGAGCUGAGAAGUUGCGGUGGUACUUUGUGAACAGAUGUAUUCCUGAUUAUUAAAUAAAUUGCGAUGGCAUUGAAAAUUGAAUCUUGGGUGUUUACUAUUACCGAAAUUUCCCUACAUUGACUCCCAGCUACUUACGACUGUCCCAAAGAAACCUAGAAAACUUUUCUUGAUGUCCUAAGAUCCCAUCUCUGGUAUUUCCUAGUAGGUACCUACGUUUUAAAAUUUCCUCUAAAUUACCUCAAACCCACCUGUGUGUUGAUCACCUCAUUCACAUCCUAAAUGGAUUUCACUGUAAACUCUCAAGAAAAUACUCCGAAUACACUCGGUUGUUUCCCGUUUGGAACUAUUUUUCCGGAAUUUAUUUUCUUCACUCCUUCCCUCCAGUAUUUCGAACGAAUCCCAACGGAUCCGUUCUACAGUUCUUCCGCUUACGACUUAAAACAAAAGUGUUGAACAAAAUUCACCCAAAGUUUAGGCUUUGACGGCGUACUUUCGCGUUGGGAACUU
Messenger RNA from Ochlerotatus camptorhynchus, 1920 nucleotides. RefSeq names its product nuclear pore complex protein Nup50 (gene Nup50). The record is from RefSeq and is a predicted model, not a curated record. Gene Ontology annotation, biological process: protein import into nucleus. Gene Ontology annotation, cellular component: nuclear pore. Bases 155 to 1414 code for a protein of 419 amino acids. The transcript is spliced from 3 exons. NCBI's taxonomy places the organism in Eukaryota, Metazoa, Arthropoda, Insecta, Diptera, Culicidae.